UCAAGUGUCAAAAUUGAAAUCAAAACUCAUUUCAUGAAUCGCAAUUGCAUUUUUCGUCCAUUACUACAAAAAUAAUAAUGAUAAACUUUACUGCGUUCGUAUCAUGUCGAUUGCGGCACAAUUGUUGAUCUACGUUACUGUGAUACAGUAGUCUACCACAAGCAUAUCCGACGAAAUGUAUUGUUUGCAAUGGUUGAUCCCCGUUCUUUUAAUUCCGAAGCCCGUGAACCCGGCAUUAGUGAAUACACACGUUAUGUUCAUGGUGUUAUAUUUAAUAGGAUUUUUCCUUGAACGGAAACCAUGUACAGUGUGCAGUGUCGUCUUCCUAGCCGCAGUGAUUCUCAUUUGUUAUAGCGGCAUCGGGAAUUGUUUAUUUUGGGCGAGUCAGUGUGAAGCCGAGAAGUAUGAUACCUAAGGCUGCUCGCAUACCUUCCAGAGUUACCUUUAAAACUGCUCAAAGUGCAACCAAGUGUUCCGGUCGUGCGGAAUGGCGGGAAAACGAGGAGACGUGUU
Messenger RNA from Achroia grisella, 513 nucleotides. It is a transcript of the gene bc10, whose product is annotated as bladder cancer-associated protein. NCBI's taxonomy places the organism in Eukaryota, Metazoa, Arthropoda, Insecta, Lepidoptera, Pyralidae. The record is from RefSeq and is a predicted model, not a curated record. The transcript has a single exon. The coding region runs from base 176 to 415 and encodes 79 amino acids.